Molecule: messenger RNA, 918 nt
Organism: Fonsecaea erecta
Lineage: Eukaryota; Fungi; Ascomycota; Eurotiomycetes; Chaetothyriales; Herpotrichiellaceae
Exons: 2
Coding region: 1-918 (305 amino acids)
Source: RefSeq, a predicted model, not a curated record
AUGGUGACACGAAAGAUUCUCGUGACAGGUGCUACAGGCAAGCAAGGCGGCGCCGUUGUCAAAGCACUGCUGGCGAACCCUCCUCCUUUUGACUACGAAAUCCUCGCCCUCACCCGCAAAACCACCUCCAACGCGGCGAAAGCUCUGGCCUCUAAGCCCCAAGUCACCCUCAUCGAGGGAGACCUUGAUGACUGUACGAGCAUCUUCACAAAAGCUGGAGGCGUCGGGGCGGUAUGGGGCGUCUUCUGCGUCACAUUGCCCAAUUUCAAGAGCAAGGUGCAGGGCAAGGAGACACAGCAGGGAAACAAUUUGGUAGAUGCGGCUGUGGCCCACAGAGUCAAUCACUUCGUCUAUACCUCUGUUGACCGUGGUGGCCCGGACAAAUCUGAAGUCGACGCCACCUAUGUUGCUCACUUCGUUUCCAAGUACAAAGUAGAAAAGCAUCUCAAAGAAAAGGUCCGAGGCACAGACAUGACCUAUACUAUCUUGCGACCGACGGCAUUCAUGGACAAUCUCACACCAAACCUCCCCGGCCGCAUCUUUGCUGCGACAUGGCAUACCAUGGGCGACAAGCGUCUCCAAUUGGUGGCCGUCAAAGACAUUGGAGUCUUUGCAGCCAAGGCAUUUGGCGCCGCGGAAACAGAAGACUACAAAAACGCGGCCAUCAGUCUGGCCGGCUGCGAUCUGACCCAGGCCGAAGCUGAUGAGAUCUUUUGGAAGGUCCUGGGACGACCCAUGCCUCGGUCAUACGAUUUUGUGAGCCAUUUCCUCAUGUACAUGGUCCCGGACGCGGGCACCAUGAUUCGAUGGUUCAAGGAACAAGGGUACGGUGCCGAUCUGCAACAAUGCCGACGAUUGAACGAAAAGAUGCUGGAUUUUGAGGCAUACCUCCGAGAGGAAAGCGGCUUCAGACGGUAA